Prosopis cineraria is the source of this 2172-nucleotide messenger RNA. RefSeq names its product transcription repressor KAN1-like. The coding region runs from base 475 to 1743 and encodes 422 amino acids. The record is from RefSeq and is a predicted model, not a curated record. Gene Ontology annotation, molecular function: transcription cis-regulatory region binding. Gene Ontology annotation, cellular component: nucleus. Lineage: Eukaryota; Viridiplantae; Streptophyta; Magnoliopsida; Fabales; Fabaceae. The transcript has 6 exons. Gene Ontology annotation, biological process: regulation of DNA-templated transcription; abaxial cell fate specification.
UUCUUGUAUUUCGAUCGCCACACCCCACCCUCCCUUCUCUCUCUCUCUCUUCACUAAAGGAUGUCUGUGUUUUGACGAGUAGCAAAAAAAGGUCCUCCUUUUAUUCCCGUUUAGCUUAUAGCAGCGUACAAGUACUUUUUUUUAGCUAAGCAUCAGCGUAUAAUAAGUAUUCUAUAUAUAUAUAUAUGUGUAUAUGUAUUGAUGCUUGAGCUUGCACCUGUAUAUCUCUAAUCACUUCUAUAAAUAUUCUGUGUGUCCUCUUAUUGCUUUGCUGCUUCUUAUUGGAGGGGUUUCUUUUUACUACAUCAAGUUCAAGAAUAAUAAGCACCCCACCUCUAUGAGCAAUUUGUGACUUUGUCGCCGUCUCUCUUGUUUUUCUUCUCUGAAUUCUAUCUCCUCCUCCUCCUCCUCCUCCUUGUUGCUGUUAUCAGGUUGAGGAUUGGAUUUGUUUUUGCCACUUUAUCUCCGAGUAAAAUGCCCCAGAAUAAUAAGAUUUGGAAAGACCCUUCAUCAUCGAAUCCGAUGCCUGAUCUUUCUCUUCACAUAAGCCUUCCCAACAGUGCUCCGUCUUCAAUUUGCACUGCAAAUAACAACGAAGAAGCAGAUUCGUCGUUUGAUAUUUGGAGAAGCAGCACAGAAGAAGUAGUCGAUGGCGUCAAAUCCCACAGUGAGAGUUCAAUCAGAGGCAGCCCUCAGGCUCACACUAGUCACCGCCAUCAUCCCUCUCUCUUCAAUCAUCUUCCUGCAAGUAUUGGUUCUGAGGCCGAGAGCCCCUGGAGGACGACGAGAUUAAGCGACGUCGUUCGAGGCAGAGAAGAAGAUGGUGGGUUCUGGGUUUCACAGCAGGGACUCAAUUCAAGACCCAUCCGAGGAAUCCCACUUCAGGAUUCCAAUAAUAUUUCUAUGUACCCACUUCAUCAGCAAUUUCCGUAUCAGAAUAAUUACUCAUCAGCAGCUUCUUCUUAUCAUCUUAGUUAUAAUAGCAACAUGUUGCCGGAGAACCCCAUCUCGAGGUUCAAUGGGAUAAGCAUGGAGAGUCUGAUAAGACCCUAUCAACCCCAUCAUCAUCAUCAGUAUCACCUCUUGAACCAUCAUCAUCAGUUUGGUUCAUCAAACUCUGAUUUCUCAAACGGAUUUGGGAGGUCCAAGAUGUUGCCUAACAGGCUUCACAGUAAUAAGAGGAACAUGAGGGCUCCCAGAAUGCGUUGGACCAGCUCUCUCCAUGCUCGUUUUGUUCACGCCGUUGAGCUCCUUGGUGGCCAUGAAAGAGCUACCCCUAAGUCAGUUUUGGAGCUCAUGGAUGUGAAAGAUCUAACACUUGCUCAUGUGAAGAGCCAUUUGCAGAUGUAUCGAACUGUUAAGAAUACUGACAAACCUGCAGCUUCCUCAGAUGGAGAUGAAGAUUUCAUGAGCCUAACGCCUCCACCACUAAAUGAAAAUGAGAGCUAUUUUUCACCCAACAAGAGAGGCCCUACAAAUGCAUCAUCUUCAGAUCAGGAUAUGGCCUACAAUAGCAGCAAUCUGUGGGGUAAUUCUUCUAGCAGACGAGCAUGGAUGGAAGCUAGUUCCACAGAUUUAGAUGGAAUCAGACCACCAGAUAUUUUAUCAUCUUCUCAGCAAAGAACUGAGAAAUCCGAGGGAAAUAAUAAUUUGUUACAGUCAAGAAGCUUAAAGGAGUAUGAGAAUUUAAGCUUGGAGUUCACUCUAGGGAGAUCAACGUGGGAAAGCAACGAACAUGCCUAGUUAAAGUUUGGCACGUCGUGAUUCUUGAAAUAGAUCUUCAAAAGACGGAGAAGACCAAGUAGAGAUCUAAUGCACAGAUAAUAUAUAUAUAUAUAUAUAUAGCUAGGGUACUGCUCUAUAUUGUUAAGGUCACUUUCUACUAAGCUUAAAAAAGCAUCUUUGUAUAUUCUUUUAUUGAGCCAAAGCUAGGUUAUUCACUUGGUUUCUAACUUUUAAGGUGAUGUUAGUCAUUACAAAAACUAUCAUGAUUAUAAAGAAAAAGAUCAAGAUCAGAGAGAAAAAGAAGGAGAAUCAGAUCAAUGAUGUAUUUUAUUUUCUUACCACUUUCUUUCUUUUUCAUGUCUUUUCUCUCCUUUUUCUUAGGUUCCUACCGAUUCCUGUAGCAAUAAACAAUUUUACAUAUAUAUAUAUAUAUAUCUUGAGUGAUCA